AGCUUGACGAAGGAAAAUUGAAUUAUUCGGCGACCCAUUCGGGGCUUCGACCCCAAAUUAUUCAGCUUAAAAUACAAAUUUAAUGUUUAUAGGGUUUUUUUGUAAAUAAAUCUGAAACGUUCAGGGAAUUCGCAGGUUCACUCCGCAAACGGAUUACGAUGUUGUCUCGUUAUUUUUCCCGGUCGAAGAAAAUUUAACAGAAUAUUCGCGAUUUAUUGUGUCUCCAGAAGGAAAAAUUGUUCGACAUUCGACAAUUUUUGCGCGGCUCGUGAAUUAUUUCGUUCUGUUCCGCAAAUUUCCCAAUCGUUGCAGAAAACUUGAGGAACGAUUACGGAAUUUGUUCAGUGCAUUGUGUAAAUAUUUACCUGAAUUUUCUGAGAAAAAUUAUGACAUCGUCACUUGCGUUUUCCUACUCAUUGAAAGAAUCGCGAAUUGAAUUCGAGUGGAUGAGAAGGAGCAUGUGGACGCCUGGGAGGAUAAUUGUGCCAUUGGUGGCGGUGGUGUGCUGGCUGGACGCCUCCAGAGGUGUCGGGGCUGCAUCAGCUCACAUCCACACGCAUCAGCACAGCAAGACUAAGAGCAGUGAGAGGGCUCAGGAUGGAGCUUUCAGCCCCAGGGACAGUGAUCAUUACGUCGAUGGAGAGCAUCAUGGGGAGUUUGAUCACGAGGCUAUUCUUGGAAGUGUCAAGGAAGCCGAGGAAUUCCACCACUUACCCAUUGAGGAAUCAAAAAAGAGGCUUAAGAUACUUCUGGAUAAAAUGGACAUGGAUAAGGACGGCUUCAUCGAGAGGAAUGAGUUGAAGGCUUGGAUCCUCCGAUCAUUCAGUAUGUUAUCAGCAGAGGAAUCGAGAGAUCGUCUGGAGGAUGCGGAUGCCAACGACGAUGGCAAAAUUAGUUGGCAGGAGAUCCUUCACGACACCUACGGUUCAGACCCAGAGGAUCUAGCUGUCGACGAGAAACUCGUGAGUGACGACAAGGCAACUUUUGAAGCUGCUGACUUGGAUAAAGACGGUUUUCUGCAUCCUGAAGAGUUCAAGGCUUACACCCACCCAGAGGAGACCCCCAGGAUGUUUCCUCUGCUGCUACAGCAGUCACUGGCUGAGAAGGACACUGAUGAGGAUGGAUCCAUCAGUUUUCAGGAGUUCCUCGGCUCCAGGGCCAGAAAUGAGGACAAGGAGUGGCUGCUGGUGGAGAAAGAGAAGUUCGAUCAUGAAUAUGAUAAGAAUGGAGAUGGGAAACUUGAUUCUGGGGAGAUAUUGGCCUGGCUCGUCCCUAGCAAUGGGGACUUAGCGACUGACGAAGUGGAUCAUCUCUUUGCAGCCUCUGACGACGAUCACGACGAUCGUCUGUCCUAUGAAGAAGUUCUGGAGCAUCACGACGUCUUCGUGGGGAGUGAAGCAACAGACUAUGGGGAUUACCUUCAAGACAUCGAGCGUUUCACUGACGAACUUUAAAAUUUAUUGAGAAGAUCGUUGAUGCAGAAAUUUAAGAGCCGUCGACGUGCCGGUCGGCAUCGACAUUGCCUCAAGGCAUUACUCAUAUUCGUCGACGGCUGCCUCCUCACCUUCGUUUAUAAUGUUAUUUUAUUCCUUUACGUCUCCAGGUAACCGACACCGAAAGACAUCAUUUUAAGAAUUUUUCAAGUCAAUUGGUACUGAUGAAUCAGUAUGAUGAUACAGUUGUCACAAGUUAUUGUAGGACUAUUUUAAUGAUCAAGUUUCGAAAUUAAGACGUUUGCAUACUCGUCAAUUUGUAUUGUCUUCCACUGGAUGAUUUAGUGGUGAUGAAGUGGCAAAAGAUAACUGAAUGUAAAAACUUGAUUUUUACGCUUUUGUAACAAGUUGAUUCCUUCGUUAAUUUAGAGAAAAAUGUCAUCAAGAACUCUUGUGUAGAAUUUCAUCAGCUACAGCAAAUUUCUUUACAUAUUUUUCCCUACAUUCACUCGUUCGGAAGAUAAUUAAUUAACAAGAAUGGAAUUAAUGAAUGGCGGUUUUGCCACUCUCAGACCUACAUUACGUGCCAUUUUUAUUGUUUAAAUAAGUACGCGAUUACCUAGAAAUUAUUGAGUGUGAAAAUUAUAAAAUAAGGUUUACAAUUCUCAUAAGUUAAAUAUUUAUUUAAUUAAGAUAGUUUAAUUAUAAUUAAUGGUGCGAUCUAGCCUAAGACCUGACCUGACUUAGUCAGCCUAGAAUAUGAAUCUUUUGCACUAAAUAAUAAUUGUCAAUGUGAUAAGAAAACUUUGGAUUAAAAAAAAUAAACUCCUUGAAAAAUGGCGGGAACGACUAGGGAA
This is a messenger RNA of Diachasmimorpha longicaudata, 2290 nucleotides long. Its product is annotated as reticulocalbin-2. The transcript has 5 exons. NCBI's taxonomy places the organism in Eukaryota, Metazoa, Arthropoda, Insecta, Hymenoptera, Braconidae. The record is from RefSeq and is a predicted model, not a curated record. Gene Ontology annotation, molecular function: calcium ion binding. The coding region runs from base 387 to 1454 and encodes 355 amino acids. Gene Ontology annotation, cellular component: endoplasmic reticulum.